UCACUGUUAAAACCAUGCUUAUGGAAGACCAUCCUACUUGGCUACGAGUGAUUGCCGAAGAAGAAGAAUACCUCCAUUUGUAAAGCAACCACUUUUGUCAUGGGUUGGGAGCCUGUGGCUCUCCCAUUGUUGUUGAACUCUUGCUCUCCUCACCCCCAUCUAUCAUGGCCAAUAGGUAGGGUGUCCCUGUAGGGGCCAAAGGUUCCUCAUUCCUUUAAGAUAGCUGCUUUGCAUUUGUCCUGGGAGCCAAGUAACCAGAUUUUGAAUUCCUACUAAAUAGAAGAUAGUGUAGGAUUAAUCACGCCACAAUUUCCCAGUAUUUUUGCCAUUUUCAUUCCGAGGGCUUGGGUCAGAUUAAAAUGUAUUUUGAUUCUCAUGCUGUGUUCUUUUGGUUAAAUUGUCCACUUAGGCCAGUGAACAGAGCUACAAUUUAACUUGAAUCUCCUAUAUUCACAGUCUGCCUCCUGUAUCCCACUGCUUUUUCAGCAGUGCUGCAUAAGAGUAAUUGGUUGCAUCCUUUGCGUUCUCCAUAGGCUGUAAAUGAAAGUGUUGUAACAAAUGAAAUGGUGCCAAGAGACCGCUGCUGAAAGCACCACCCUGAUCCCAUCACCUUCCUUGAGUUCUGCUGCUGCUUCCAGGGGAUUGACCUUCCGUUGAGAAAAUGUCUUGAGGGAGAUGCACACACCAGUAUGACUUGUUAAAUUGUGCGCAGUUGUGGGUGAGACAGCAUGAGCUUAUCUGAUAUAUAUAACACCAGGUUCCCUCACAGCGGGGGACUAUAGAAUGGAGAUUGGGGUCUGGGGUUAGGAGCGAGUUUAAUUCACAGUAUCUGCUGUUUCGAGCGUCUGUGUAAUUGCGUUCUCGCCACCUGUGCGGUUUCCCUUCCUUCAUCACAUUGUUUUACUCUCGCCCUUCCAAGCAGCUUGCGGCAGGGCAGCGUGCAAGCGUGGUUCUCACGUACCCAGCAACCCUGCAGGUCAGCUGAAGUGAGUGAAUGGUUAUGAGAAAAAGGAAGAAGCAAAACUUUGUUGUUGCGGUUGCCUUUAUUAUGGGCAGGGAGGGAGACCCCGAUACAGUCAGUUCUCAGUGGGAUCCUGCGCGUCUCACAGGGAUCAGAAACAGCGCCAUCGAUCCCUCAGCUGUGACGAACACAAGCCUGCCCUUCGCGUGUAUCUUUAAGUUUAGUUACCCGCCUGGAAAAAAGGAGCGGCAGGAUCGGGGGCAAGAAAGGCCGCCACCCCUUCGGCUGGGCCUUCCCAGCAGGGAUUUCCAGGGGGAACCGCGAGCAGAGGCCUGGCUCUGUCCCCGCCUCCUCUCCCCGCCCGGCCAAUUGCUGUCGGCACCGCCCGCUUCCCGCCCGUGCGCUGUGCCCGCCCUGCUGUCCCGGGACAAGCGCCUCUCGGGCUGCUUCGGGGAAACUUCCAGGGCGAUGGCUUCUAGAGCGGAGCGGGCGGAAGAGGCGCCUCCAGCGGGGUCGGGUCCUCUGGGCGCCCUGUACCGGGAGCUGAGCCGGUUUCCCGGCGUGACUUAUGCCAGUGUAGGAGUCGGGUUUGCUGCCUGCGGCGCCGCCGCUGAGUGCCUGCCCCUCUACACGGAGUGGUGCCAGCCUGACCUGGGGCGCCAUCAGAAGCUGCAUUUCAGCCGUCAGUAUAUCCUACACCACAAUAGCAGAGCAAUUGUCUCCGUUACUCCUGUUGGCAUUCCAGCUGAGAUCCGGGACCAACUGCUGAUCAGAAUGUCACCCACUGGGAUGCAUAAGGCUGUUUUCACCCAUCACUUGGAAAUGGGGCAGAAGCAGGAAAUGAUAGAGCAGGUCUGGAACAAGAGUGGAAAGGUGAGAAGCAUUAAUCUCACAUCACUGGAUAAACAUGGCAGAGUAUACACAGAUGAGCAGUUUGGGUGUGUUGCCUGGUCCAGUUCAGAAACACAGAUCCUUUAUGUUGCUGAGAGAAGACGCCCCAAAAGGCAACCACUUUUCCCUCAGAGCAGGUCCCCCCAAGGAGAGGAGCCAGGUGAAACAAGAAAGGAGGAGCACUUUGUAUACCAUGACAAUUGGGGAGAGGCACUGAGUGAUAAAAGCUUCCCUGUCUUGUGCGUGGUGAAUGUUGAAACCAGUGAAGUUUCAGUGCUAGAGGGCAUCCCAGGGCAUAUCUCACCUGGACAGGCCCUGUGGUCCCCAGACGACAAAGGUAUACUGUUCGUUGGCUGGUGGCACGAGCCCUUCAGACUGGGUUUGAAUGCUUGCUCCAACAGAAGGUCAGCCCUUUUUCUCUUCGAUCUCUCUGAAAGUAGCUGUGAGUUGCUGUCCUCAGAUUCCGAGGCUGUUUCCUCUCCCCGGCUCAGCCCUGACGGAACUCGCCUGCUAUACCUUGAGUGCCCUGUAUUUGGCCCUCAUCGCCAGUGUCUGAAGCUACAGAUGCUCAACUGGCAAACUAAGCUCACAUCUACAGUGGUGGACGUAGUUAGGACUGCCACAUCUGGGUUUUUGGGGAUUUACUCAGGGGCACUGCCUCUGCUUUGCUGGGCUGCUGACAACCACAGAGUCCUGCUUAGCACUCCUCAAAGGAGUAGAAAGGAGCUGCUGGUUGUGGAUACCGAGCUGGGGAGUGUGAAGGCUCUUACAGAAGGCACUCCAGAAGGUAGCUGGACCCUGCUGGGAAUUCAGCAGGAUCUCCUGGUGGUGAGCUGCUCAUCUCCCAAUUGCCCUCCAAGCCUGAAGGUGGGAGUGCUUCCCCCUGCAGGAUGUGAGCUGGAACUGCAGUGGACGAGUGUGGAGGAAGCCUCUGUACUGCCAGAUAUGGAAUGGAAGAUUCUCACAGUACAUCCUCCCAUGACUGAGGACAACCAGUACACUGGCCAGGCAUUUGAAGCCCUGUUGCUGACUCCUCGGGGGAACAGACGAGAAGAAAAGACAUUUCCCCUUAUUGUUUCUCCACAUGGUGGCCCGCAUGCUGUCUUUGAUGCUUGUUGGCGUCCUAAAAUGGCAAGUCUCUGCCAGUUGGGUUUUGCUGUGCUCAUGGUGAAUUACAGGGGUUCUCUGGGCUUUGGGCAAGCCAGCAUCGAGUCACUAAUCUCCCAUGUGGGAGUGCAAGAUGUGGAGGACACUCAGCUGGCAGUGAAAUUGGCAUUACGGACGGAACCUCUGGACCCAGAUAGAAUUGCUUUGCUGGGAGGGUCCCAUGGUGGCUUUGUCUGCUGCCAUUUGAUUGCCCGAUACCCAGAGAUGUACAAAGCCUGUGUAGUCAGAAGCCCUGUCAUCAACAUGGCCACUCUACUGGGGACCUCUGACAUCCCUGACUGGAGGUAUGCAGUGCUAGGUCUGCCAUACUGCUUUGAGAGGAUUCCUACUGAGGAAGACCUGACUGCCAUGCUGCUCUGCUCCCCUAUAAUUCAUGCUGCAAAGGUGCACACACCAUUAUUGAUGUAUGUGGGUGCCAAGGACCGACGAGUGUCUCCGUACCAAGCUCUGGAAUAUUACCGUGUGCUGCGAGCCAGAGGUAUCCCUGUGCAGCUGUUGUGGUACCCAGAAGAGAAUCAUGCUGUAAGUGGAAUGGAGGCUGAAGCAGAUGUCUUUAUGAACAGUGCACAAUGGAUUAUGCAUUACCUUUCUAAGGAAGCAGACCCUGAAAGUCAGCAGCCAGCUGAGAAAGAAAGGAUCUCAAAUAUUAAAAAGCAGCCAGCCUGUGGAGAUACACACCAUGCCACAAGAAGAUUGCCAGAUAGAAUAGAUCAGGGAGUAUUCUUAAAAGAUGUGCUGCUGGUGCCUUGGAAACAGCCUUGUACAGAUUCAAACCUUUGACCCCUGCAACCUAGUAAUGUCUAUGUUGACAGAGAGCAACUGUCAGAAUGUCAGAUUGUGGACGUUUCCAGCCCUAUCUGAAGAUGCUGAUGAUUCAGGCUGGGACCCUAUGCAUGGGCAGAUGUUCUACCACUCUGCUACAAUGCAGGUCCUUUUCAGAAAAUCUGCAGCAAACAGUCAACUGUCUAAUUGAACUUAACUCUCGUAGUAAAGCUGACGUCUUAAGAAUUUGUAUUGCUGCUUAUAACUACAAGGCAGUGUGGAUAGUUCUUUCUUAUUUAUUUAUAGGACACCAGAUCUUGGAAUAAAAGGUGCUAAAAUAAAAAAACUCAACCUUCUUGUUUUUAUUGUUAUAUGUACUAAGCUAUACAUAACCAAACUGGUCCCUGAGGGAAUUAAAUGUCUUAUAAGAUUAUAGCUUCAAGACUGUGGUAUGCAAAAUAUGUGGGAAACACUGAUAUACCAACAACAACUAUGUCACAGUGAGAACCCUAAAUGUAGGAAUAUACAGCAAUGGCAAAGCUUAUGAGUUUUAUAAGGAUGAAAGAAGGAGGGGCAAAAAUUAACAGGUUUUCCCCCCAAGAUUGGAAAAUGUUUGUUAAUUAUUGGCAUAAUAAAGCAGAUACUUCAGGAGA
This is a messenger RNA of Podarcis muralis (Common wall lizard), 4434 nucleotides long. The record is from RefSeq and is a predicted model, not a curated record. Lineage: Eukaryota; Metazoa; Chordata; Lepidosauria; Squamata; Lacertidae.